Sesamum indicum (sesame) is the source of this 535-nucleotide messenger RNA. It is a transcript of the gene DSS1(I), whose product is annotated as DSS1/SEM1-like protein. The record is from RefSeq and is a predicted model, not a curated record. Gene Ontology annotation, cellular component: proteasome regulatory particle, lid subcomplex; proteasome complex. Gene Ontology annotation, biological process: proteasome assembly; double-strand break repair via homologous recombination; mRNA export from nucleus. Lineage: Eukaryota; Viridiplantae; Streptophyta; Magnoliopsida; Lamiales; Pedaliaceae.
GGGGGGAUUCUGAAAUUUAGGGCAUAAAGCGCGCACGAAAACACCACGACGUCGUACAGCCUCGCCUCCGCAGAUAUCAAUGUUUUCUUCCUCCCAAGUAACCCUUCUUCUCCAAAUUUGACCGACGUAUAAUACGUAUUCUUCAUCUCGAACGUAAUCUCUGCUGGGAAUGGCGACGGAACAAGCAAAGCCCGCUACUGAGGAAGCGAAAGUCGAUCUUUUUGAAGAUGAUGAUGAGUUUGAGGAGUUUGAAAUAGAUCAAGAGUGGGAGGACAAAGAGGAAGGUAAAGAAGUAACUCAGCAAUGGGAAGAUGACUGGGAUGAUGAUGAUGUCAAUGAUGAUUUCUCGCUGCAGCUCAGGAGGGAAUUGGAGAGCAAUACUGAAAAAAAAUGAGGCUGUCUACAUCACUUAGUAGCUCUUGUGUUUUAAUGAUCUGAGGCUUCAAAAUUCUAUUUGCUCGGCGCCUUGUUGCUACUGAACUGAUGUUCUUAUCUUUAAUUAUGACUUUUGAAAAGAGAUCUCUUUUGUUGCCAA